Molecule: messenger RNA, 1476 nt
Organism: Closterium sp. NIES-65
Lineage: Eukaryota; Viridiplantae; Streptophyta; Zygnematophyceae; Desmidiales; Closteriaceae
Source: the annotation of a GenBank genome assembly
AUGAAUAAGAAGAACACGAUCAGAUUCUGCGAGCUCAACAUCAACGGGCUCGGCAGUGCAGGGAAGCAAGGGAAAUGCAAAGAUUGGAUAAGGAACAAGGCGGACAUUGCGGUACUUACAGACACGCGUAUCCCUGCUGAUCACAACUUCUGGACCCAGCUGAAGCCGUCUGCGGUGGUGGCCGUGGGGCCAGCUGGGUCGGCAGGAGGAGUGGCAGUGCUGCGGAGUGUCCUGGUGAUGGGUGACCUGAAUGUUGUGGAGGACCCAGUGCUAGACAAGUCAUCGGAGGUAGGGUCGUCGGCGGAAAACAGGAGGCUGAUGGGAUACUGGGCGGCCACCGUGUUGACUGAUGUCUUCCGCUUUACGCACCCUGGGAAAAAGGAGUACACUUUUCAUAUGAGGGCAAAAGGAGUAAGCACCAGGAUUGACCGCGCGCUGGCGACGCAGCCGCUACUAGGAAAACUGGUGGAGGUGCGACAUGCGGACAUCACGAACAAGAUGACAAACCACUGGUGUGCGGUGGUGGUCGCGCUGGAGUCGUCAGCGGCGGUCGAUAGGGGGCCUGGCAUCUGGAGACUGAGGGCUGCUCAAGCAAAGAAGAAAGGGGUUAGGAAUCGGGUUGAGCGAGUGCUCAAGGACGCAGGCGGGGACCUCGGCAAUAUGUUGCCCAGGUUAACUGCGUGCCUGAGGGCGUACACACGGGAGGAAAAAAAGAGGGUCGGGGUGAUGAAAAGGCACCUGAAGAAGGAGGUGAAAAUCUACAGACACCGGCUGUCGCGAAGCCCGAACUGCAAGCGAACGUGGACAAUCCUGCUCAAGAAAGAGGAGCUGCUUGACGCGUAUGAAAAAAGCCACCAGGAGAAGCUGCAAGAGUGGCUCGGGGUGAAGGCGGAGCUGGAUGGGGAGACGACAACCGGUUUUCUGUCUGGAAAAGUGAAAAUGCGCAAGGCCAAGACGGAGAUGUCAGCGGUGAAUUUCAAGGGGGUAACUCACUCGGGUGCGAGGGAGGUGCUGGUGGCGGCGACUGAAUUUUUCAAAGACUCUUUCGGCGGGCGUGGGGAGGCAGGCUCAAGCGCGUUGGAGCCGAGAGUUAUGCGCCGAACAUUGUGCGACGGCAGCAGGAAUGCGCUCAGUGCACCGUGGUUGGAGGAGGAGGUCCGGACGGCGAUCUUUAUGUCUUGGGCGGAAGGCCUGCACACAGGAGCAGGAACGAGGCUGCACAUUAACAGGUGGACAGGAGACCGAGUUGCGGUGGAAAGAGGGGUGCGGCAAGGCUACCCACUUGCACGAUACCUUUUUCUGUGUGCGGUGGAGCCGCUCUGCCAGGAGUUUGCGCGGCGGGGGCUGGGGAUCGGCGACGGCGGGGCGGAUAGGCUGGCGUAUCUGGGGUACGCUGACGACACGUCACUCCUGUCGAAUGGGGAAGAGCAGCUGGCUGCUGCGGCUGAGGCGCUGGAAAACUUUGGGAAGGAAUAG